Symbiodinium sp. CCMP2592 is the source of this 1779-nucleotide messenger RNA. NCBI's taxonomy places the organism in Eukaryota, Dinophyceae, Suessiales, Symbiodiniaceae. The record is from the annotation of a GenBank genome assembly.
AUGGCUGCGGCGGCUGCACCGAUGCCCUCUGCCAUUCUCUACUCUGCGCUUGGCAAUCCCAAGGACGGCUUUCCAGGCUACUGCGCUUCACAUCCGCCAGACUGGACCGGCACGCAGUGCGAGUCCUGGCCGGGUCGUCAUCCCGAGGUCUACGGCCCUUUUCGGCUGGGCCGACUUCGCGCCGAGCGGCUCAGCGAUGGUCGUGGGCGGGGUUUGGCCUCUGGCGCUGAUGUGGAGGCCCAUGAGGCCGUCUGUGCGGGACAGCCGCCGCUCUCCAUACUCCAGUACAGCGAUUCCCAGAGUCUCUGCGAGGUCUGUGCCCACUGCCACCGUUUCUGCGGAAGCCUGGCAACUGCGCUCCGGCGCUGCCUGGAAGCAGCCAAGGCCGGGACUUUGGAGGACUAUCUGCCGGAUCCCCAGCUCAUCGCUGAUUUGGAGGGCCCUGAGUGGCAGAUCCGUGGGCGAGUGCCCUGUGAGAAUGGCUGCGGAGCUGUUUUCUGCAGCGAGGAGUGUGCAGAGGCAGGUCGGCGAGAAGGCUGGCACCGUAUACUCUGCGUGGACCUGACGGAAAAACAGCGGCAGGUCUGGAAGUGCUUCCAGCAGUAUUCCGUGAAGUACCACGAGCAGUUCAUCGCCGCUGCCAGAGUCAUCGCCGAAAUCAUCUGCAUGGUGAAGUAUUCUGGGGUGGAGCUGUGGGAGGCCAUGGCUUACUUCAGUCGCUUCAUGAAGAUGUCCUGGCUGAACAUGCAGAACGUGCCUUCCAUGUCUACCUGCCAGGCUGGGCCGCUCCGCGGGAAGUUGGCUGCCAUGGCGCAGGGACGGAAGGAGCGACGCCAGCAGGUGGUUUUGGCCUCCUUGGAGCUCCUGGUGGCCAUUUUAUGGGAAGAGCAGUGGUCGGAGGUGUUGUCUCUGGACUUCUACUCGAAUCUCAUUGGCCAGUUCUCCCUGUCAAACGUUUGGGUGCAAAUCGAGCAUCCUUUAAACGAGCAGUUUGAAGAGCGGUGCAAAAGCGAGGAAUUCCGGAGGUCCUAUGGGGGUCUGAUCCAAGCCUGUCAGGAGGCUGUCCAGAAGGUCCGUGCCGCCACCGAGGAGCCGGAUCAGAAGAACCCGGAGGAGACGGCCCCAAGCAGGAAAGACAGCGAGGAAGCAUUUUCUCUUCCCAGAUUUGAGGGUAGUGCGCUCUACCCCUGCGUUGCCCUCUCGAACCAUUCAUGUCAGCCAAACUUCACUAUGCGCUAUGCCGACGGCUGCUUUGCUGACAUGGUGGCCCUGCGCAAGAUCCGGGAAGGCGACGAGUUGAACCUUGCAUACGUCUCUCCGUCCACACCGCUGCCAGAGCGCAUCAGCACGCUGUGGAGAAAUUGGGGCUUCGUCUGCACGUGUCGUCGCUGCCAAGACGAGAUGAUGCUCCGCGCCAUGGAAGGGGACAAGACGAGGACCGAGCCCGACUCGGAGGCCACGGCCGGUUACCCCAACAUGGGAGUUCAGCUCUCACCUGCAGGGCUCGCGGCGGCUUUGGCGGUGAGAAAGGCCCGCGCCGACACCGGCACUCUGUCCGAGAGCCAGAGCAGCGACGACAGUGGAGACAGUGAGGGCGAAGGCAGUGAGGAAGAGUCCUCCGAGUCAGUGACGAGCGAAGAGGACGCGGGCGUCAGCCGGGCACGAAAUGCUCCUUUUAGCGGUCCAUUUGGGGCCACCCACGUCCCCCAGAGCGUGAAAAUGCUCGAAGCAGCCAUGCGUGACUUGGUUGCCGACAUCGCAGACCAGGAGGCAGGCUGA